GAUCAGUGCGCCAGACAUUAUAAGCGAACUUUCAUCUUUAUAUAUGACGACUCCUCAUGGCCUCCUCCAGUACUCAUCAGGUGCCUUCUCUGAUCAGGUGCCAGCUGAUGACUCUGCUGAAGAACAUGGGGUUAAGGAUCAUGCCAUGCUUGCACCGUUUACAGCCGCAUGGCAGACCGCUAUCUCACCACCACUGGUUAUUGAGAGAUCUGAGGGAUGUUACGUUUACGAUGUCAACGGGACCAAGUAUCUAGAUGCACUUGCAGGAUUGUUGUCUACAGCUUUAGGUGGUAGUGAGCCUCGUUUAGUCAAAGCUGCUACGGAGCAAUUAAACAAGUUACCCUUCUACCACUCCUUUUGGAACCAUACAACCAGGCCUUCUUUGGAUCUUGCGAAAGAACUUAUUAGCAUGUUUACUGCCAGGGAAAUGGGCAAAGUGUUCUUUACGAACAGUGGUUCAGAAGCAAAUGACUCUCAGGUUAAGAUAGUAUGGUAUUAUAACAAUGCAUUGGGGAGGCCAAAGAAGAAAAAUAUCAUUUCACGGACACAAUCAUAUCAUGGAACAACAUUCAUAUCAGCUAGUCUAUCAGGUCUUCCUACCUUGCAUCAGGAUUUUGAUCUGCCAGGACGUUUUGUUCUGCACACAGACUGCCCUCACUACUGGCGCUUCCAUCUCCCUGGUGAGACAGAAGAAGAAUUUGCAACUAGACUUGCCGAUAAUUUAGAGAAUCUUAUCCUCAAACAAGGACCAGAAACGAUCGCUGCCUUCAUUGCUGAACCUGUGAUUGGUGCUGGUGGUGUUAUCCUUCCUCCAAAGACAUAUUUUGAGAAGAUUCAAGCAGUGGUUAAGAAGUAUGACAUCCUUUUUAUUGUAGAUGAGGUUAUUACUGGAUUUGGAAGGUUGGGAACCAUGUUCGGAUCUGAUUUGUAUAACAUCAAACCAGAUCUUGUCUCCUUGGCCAAGGCUCUUUCUUCUGCCUAUGCUCCCAUUGGAGCGAUACUUGUUAGCCCGGAAAUAUCAGAUGUGAUUCAUUCUCAUAGUAACAAGCUCGGUACAUUUGCUCAUGGCUUUACAUAUUCUGGCCAUCCUGUUUCCUGUGCUGUUGCUUUAGAGGCGCUGAAAAUUUAUCGGGAAAGAGAUAUUCCUGGUCAUGUCACACAUGUUGCUCAAAGGUUCCAGGAGGGAAUCAAGGCCUUUGCAGCUGGAAGUCCAAUUGUUGGGGAGACACGUGGUGUAGGAUUGCUGAUAGCAACUGAGUUCACCGAUAACAAAUCACCAUAUGAGUUAUUCCCUUUUGAGUGGGGUGUUGGUGAAAUAUUUGGACAGGAGUGUAAGAAACGUGGCAUGAUGGUUAAGGUUCUUGGAAACUUGAUAGCGAUGUCCCCACCACUGAUAAUAACCCGUGAAGAAAUUGAUAAACUGGUGAGCAUAUAUGGAGAAGCUCUGAAGGCAACAGAGGAAAGAGUGGCAGAGCUAAAAUCCAAGAAGAAUUAGUCAACAUAUGUCAUCUAUGGCAAUGGCGGCAAAGGUUGAAGGCAAUGAUGUGGUCCCUGCACCGAAUAAAUUCCACUGGUGCUUGUUGUUCGAUAAUUUGUUGAAAUAUUACUGAUGUUGUGUUAAAAGACAAUUAUUAGCUUUCCACUAAAUCUCGGAGUACUUGUUCUUUCUGAUAGUACGAAAUCGUACUGCCACACCUUAA
Molecule: messenger RNA, 1700 nt
Organism: Oryza sativa Japonica Group (Japanese rice)
Lineage: Eukaryota; Viridiplantae; Streptophyta; Magnoliopsida; Poales; Poaceae
Source: RefSeq, a predicted model, not a curated record